AUGACGGAAAAAGAUAGUAUAGUUACUCGUCAGAGUAAAGAACAAUUAGUGACUCUUAAUCGCCAAAGAGGUGCUUACAAAGGACAAAUAACAAGAAUAGCAACAUUCCUUGAGGAUGAAAGAACAAAGGAUUCCUUGGAAUAUCAAGUGAAAUUGGAUAAUCUGCACAAGCUCGUUUCAAAUUUGGAUGAAUUAAAAUUAAAAUAUUUUGAAGUGGUAAUUGAUGAAUCAGACUUAGAAAAGGACCUAGCCGUCUUCACAGAAAUUGAAGAACUCGCUGAAAACUUAGAGGUAAGACUGAGAAAAUUCUUACUUUCUAAUACUAGUAGUAAUCAAAUUGAAAAUCGAAAUGAUUUGAAUAAUUACAAAAUAUUUAGUUCGAAUGUUAAUUUUAAAUUGCCUGAAAUGCCAUUGCCAAAAUUUUCUGGAAGUUAUCAGGAGUGGUACACAUUCAGGGAGCAGUUUCUCACAUUAAUAGAUUCUAAUGACAGCUUAAAUGACACGCAGAAAUUAUAUUAUUUGAAAUCGACUUUAAGUCAUAGUGCAUUAGAGGUAGUUAGUAAAGAUGAUUCUUAUACAUCCCUCUUUAAGGCUUUAGAAGAUCGGUUUGAAAAUAAAAGAUUCAUUGUAAAUUCUCACAUGAAUGAAUUAUUAAUGGAAGUGUCAAAUCAAGAUCCAGCAAAAAGUCUAAGAUCGGUAGUUGACGGAUGUCUUAAGCACAUUCGGGCUCUCAAAACGAUAGGUUUGGAACUUAAUAAAUUUUCCGAAGUAAUGUUAAUCAAUAUCAUUCUCAAAAAAUUAGAUAAAGAAACGAGAAAGCAGUUUGAACUUUCAUUGACCUCCACGGAAUUACCCGCUUGGGAAGAAUUUAUAGCCUUUUUGCAAAAACGAUGCUUAGUUCUAGAAAAUUUACAUAGCAAUGCAACCGUAAAACCUAAGAAUUUAACAUACGAAAAGAACCAAAAAUUUAAGAAUUUGAUGGUGAAGAAUAAUGCCGGUGAAAGAAAUACAAGUUGUAGUGUUUGUCAAUCACCUAAUCAUUCUAUUUUCAAGUGUGAUAAAUUCUUAAAAUUAGAAGGAUAUGAUAGAUAUUUAACAGCUAAAAAACUUAAUCUUUGUUUGAAUUGUUUGAGUACUAAACAUAAAAUUGUGCAGUGCCCAUCAACAUUCCUUUGUUCCAUCUGUUCGAAAAAACAUCAUAGCUUGCUUCAUCGAAAGGAGUCCUUGGCGCCAAUUAGGAAUCGUAGUCUAAAUAGCGACAGUAAUAGCCUCAUAAAUAAAAAGGAUAUUCCUUCCGCUUCAAAGGAUACCGGCACUAGGAAUGACGUAUCGUCUGAAAUUUCGCAAUCGUUAUGCAGCGAGAUUUCUCGAUCAGAACAUAUUUCAAAUAAGGUGUUGUUAGCAACUUCUGUUAUUUAUGUGGAAGAUUUAAACGGCGUUAGAAUUCCAGUUCGUGGAAUUUUAGAUUGUGGAAGUCAAUUAAGUCUGACCACGAAUAGAUUAGCUCAGUCUUUAUCAGGGAAGAAGAAGAAAGCUAAAGUAUUAGUUUCGGGGAUCAACGGAACCGUUUCUAGUAUAAAAUCCAAAAUGCAAAUACGGAUCUCAAAUAAAGAUAAUUCUUUUAGUAAAACAAUUGAAUUCUACAUUGUUCCAAAAAUAACAACUUGGGUACCUUCAAAUGAUCUGGAUACAACCAAUUUAGAAAUACCAAAAGAUAUAGAACUAGCCGAUUCUAACUUUGGAAAAUCUGCUAGAAUAGACGUGCUUAUUGGAGCUGAACUUUUUUUCGAAAUCCUAAAAUUUGAAAAACAAAAAGUUUCUAGCUUAAUAUUUCAAAACACCGUCUUCGGGUACAUAGUUUCCGGAUCACUAGGGAAUCAAGGUUUGCAGACAUUUUGCGGUUUAACAAAACAAACUGAUGUAUUAGAAGAAAAUCUUCAAAAAUUUUGGAAAAUAGAAAGUGUUGAGGACGAAUUUAUUCCUCUCAGUGACGAAGAAAAAAAAUGCGAAAAUCAUUUUUUAGAAACAUAUCACAGAGAGAACACAGGAAGAUUCGUAGUUACUAUGCCGCUAAAAGAAGAUCCGACAGUUUUAGGGGAUUCAAAAUUAGUUGCUGAGAAAAGUUUGCAGCAGUUGUGGAAUCGUCUGGAGAAAACUCCCCUAAUGCGAGAACUUUAUUAUAAGUUUAUUGAUGAGUACGAAACUCUUGGUCACAUGACUAAAAUCAAGGUUAACAAAGAAGAUGCAGGUUGUUACUAUCUUCCACAUCAUGGAGUUUACCGUUCUGAAAAUCCUACAACCAAGCUCCGUGUAGUAUUUAAUGCUUCAAGCCCUUCAACGAAUGGUAAAUCAUUGAAUGAUAUUCUUUUUAAGGGUCAAGUUAAGGAAGAGCUUUACGAAAUAAUGAUUCGUUUUAGAAAACAUAGGUUCGUGUUUCUCGCUGACAUCGAAAAGAUGUACAGACAAAUAUUGAUAAAUCCAGAACAAAGAAAAUUAUUGAGAAUUUUAUGGAAAUCCGAUCCUAAAGGCCCGGUAGACACCUUUGAGUUAAACACCGUUACUUACGGCACAUCGUGCGCACCGUUCUUAGCAAUACGAACUUUGAAACAGCUGGCUGAAGAAGAAAUAGAAAAAUUUAGCAAAGCAUCUGAAGUCCUUAAGAAUGAUUGUUACAUGGAUGAUGUCUUAAGUGGAGCAGACAGUAUUAAAGCUACACAAGAACUUCAAUGCCAACUAAUAGAACUUUUGAAGUCUGCUGGAAUGCACCUUCAUAAGUGGAAAGCAAAUGAUUCCAAAUUACUUGAUUGUGUCAAUAAUGGAUCUUCGGAAAAUCAUUCUUUCUUAGAGAAUGAAACUAAAGCAUUAGGAGUGACUUGGAAACCCACACCGGAUGUCUUCACUUUCAAGGUAAAAAUUGAACACCGUGAAAAAUUAACUAAAAGGACUAUACUCUCGGACAUUGCGCGACUCUUCGAUCCCCUUGGUCUAAUUGGACCCGUGAUAACCAGAGCCAAAACCUUCAUGCAAGAACUUUGGAAACUAAAAUUAGACUGGAACGACCCGGUUCCAGAUUUUAUAGCGAAUUCCUGGAUACGUUUCACACACUCUUUGAAAUCUUUAGAAAGUUUGACCAUUAGUCGUUACAUUUUGAGCCCGUGUGCAAAACUUAUAGCGUUGCAUGGAUUUGCAGAUGCCUCAUCUAUUGCCUUUGGAGCCACUGUCUACCUCCAAUCUUCAUCUCCUUCCAAAACGUCUUGCCACUUAAUAAGUAGCAAAUCUCAAGUAGCUCCUUUGAAAACCUUAACUAUACCUAGACUAGAGCUUUCAGCAUGCCUGCUAUUAAGCAAGUUAGUCGUCAAAGUUUUGAAAUCUUUAAAACUGGACAUUGGAAGUAUCUAUUUAUAUACUGAUUCUAAAAUAGCCUUAGCAUGGAUCGAAACCCCGCCAUGGAAACUAAAGACAUUUGUGAGCAAUCGGGUGGCUAAAAUUCAGCACCAUACUCAGAACUUUCAUUGGCACCACAUUGCGUCUGGAGAUAAUCCCAGUGAUUUAAUAUCGCGCGGCUUAGAUGCUACAGACUUGGUGGACAAUUCCCUUUGGUGGUAUGGCCCGGACUUUCUCACUCGUCCUAAUAGUUUCCCUGAACCAGCAAGCCCUCAUCUAUCCUCAAAGGACCAGGUAAUAAUAUUGAAAGAAAUGAAGGACAUUUCUACUGAUACUUCCACUAAAGAAACUACCAGCCUGUGUGGACUUACAAAGUUAGCUGUUUCAUCAACACCUAAUGACUUUAGAAAUGAUCUUUUUUCUAUAAGCAAUAAUUUUAUGAAACUAAUUAGAAUUUUUAGUUUUAUUUUUAGAUUUGUUUAUGACUGUCGACAUUUAAAUAGCAGAAGGUCAGGACCACUGACAGCAAUAGAGCUUAAAAGUAGUGAAACCUGUUUGGUUAAACAGGUACAAACGAUUUGUUUUGCUGAAGAUAUCCAAAAUCUGAAAAAUCAGAGUUGUCUUUCAGGUAAGAGUAAAUUAAAGUAUUUGAACCCUUUUUUAGAUCCAGAAGGUGUACUUCGAGUAGGAGGUCGCUUGGACCAUUCUAAUCUUAGCUAUGAGAAAAAACACCCAAUUGUAUUGCCCCACGACCACAAAUUGGGUGAAAUUAUCUUUGAAUAUUUUCACAAGAAGUUUUUUCAUGUUGGACCACAAGCUUUAUUGCAUCAUGUCCGGCAAAGUUAUUGGAUAAUUAAUGGAAGAUCACUAGCUCGUAAAAUUGUUCAUAAGUGUUUAGUCUGUUUUAGAAAUAAACCUAGAGGAAUCAAUCAAAUAAUGGGAAAUUUACCCUCAGAAAGAGUAAACCCUAGUCCCUCUUUUAAGGAGUGUGGAAUUGAUUUUUGUGGUCCUUUCUCCAUUAAAUACAAAAAUCAAAGAAAAGGGACUCUCAAUAAAAUUUUUGUAGCAUUAUUCGUUUGCCUCGCAACCAAGGCAAUACAUUUAGAUAUAGUAACUGAUUUAAAAUCAGAAUCAUUCAUUGCUACCCUUAAAAGAUUCUUCGCUCGCAGAGGUAAAAGUUCCACAAUUUUAACGGAUAAUGGCACUACUUUUGUUGGUGCAAAUACUGAGCUUAAGAAAUUGCAUGCCUUAGUUAAAAAUCCUGACGACACUUUAAGUGAUUAUUUGGCUUCUGAGGCUAUUUACUGGAAAUUCAUCCCUCCCCGCUCACCCAAUUUUGGUGGAUUAUGGGAGGCUGGGGUGAAAUCUUUUAAACACCACCUCAAAAGAUCAGUAGGUAGUUCCCCUUUAACUUUAGAGGAAUUUUGGACCUUGAUUGUCCAAAUAGAAGGCAUUUUAAACUCUCGCCCUUUACUCCCUUUGUCGUCGGACCCUAACGAAAUUGAAGUCUUAACGCCAGCUCAUUUCUUGAUAGGUCGUCCAAUAACGUCGAUAGUGGAACCAGAUAUCAGUAGUAUUAGUGAUAACAAGCUGUCUAGUUGGCAAAAAAUCACUAAAAUGCCACAAAAUCUAUGGAAAAGAUGGCAGCACGAUUAUCUUAACCACCUUCAACAACGAAAUAAAUGGUUCAUUGAAAAGAAAAAUCUUAAAGAAGGAACCAUGGUGAUCAUUAAAGAUGAAAAUUUACCCCCUUGUAAAUGGUCUCUAGGUCGAAUCCUUAAGAUCAUUGCUGGUUCUGAUGGAAAGGUUAGAGUGCUAGAAAUUAAAACACUAUCAGGUGUAGUAAAAACAGCAAUAUCGAAAAUUUGCCCUCUUCCCCUAGAAGGGAACGAAUAA
Messenger RNA from Uloborus diversus, 5280 nucleotides. RefSeq lists its product as uncharacterized. Gene Ontology annotation, molecular function: nucleic acid binding. Bases 1 to 5280 code for a protein of 1759 amino acids. The record is from RefSeq and is a predicted model, not a curated record. The transcript has a single exon. Gene Ontology annotation, biological process: DNA integration. Lineage: Eukaryota; Metazoa; Arthropoda; Arachnida; Araneae; Uloboridae.